UCCGCUUCCAUUCGUCGUCACAGUGACAAUCGGUCGGCAGAUUUAUUUUGGUUCUCCCUUUUUCGCACCGCAGUUUCAAUUUGCGUGCCCACAUUAUCACAUGUUUCGGCCGUGUUGCUAUCACUAGUAUAUCGCUCAUUUCAGUGGUGCUCCACUUUAUUGCACUGCUCGCUGUUAUCAUUCGGAAGAGACGUGAACACAGGGCAAUUUCUUGCAAGUGGCUUCGAGUGGGCCAUUUACUGUGUGUUUCCUUUAUGGGAUUAGUGGCAAAGAGACUACCAAAAAUCAAUCUUGUCUCAAUCAAUGCGAGAGUGUGUUUGCAAAAUGUUUCUUCCGGCUGAUUUACUUUGACAGUGGCUUUAAAAAAAAUAUGUGUGCUCUGCAUAAAUGAACUAUUUAUAGCAGCAAGUUAUCCAACCGUGAAAAUUAUUUAUUUUUGUGACCGAUCACAGGAGAUAUAUACUUUAUAUCUGUCGAGUGUGAACAUAUUAAUUUUUCAUUCUUCCUCCCGUAUCAGCCAAAAAGACAAUGACACUCCAGUCAAUUCGGUAUGAUAAGGGGACUCUGGAAAUCCUGGAUCAGCUGCUACUGCCCGUGCAGUCCAAGUACAUUGCCGUGAAAGGAGUGGAGGAUGGCUGGCGGGUGAUCAACAAAAUGCAGGUUCGUGGGGCUCCUGCAAUUGCCAUUGUGGGGUGCCUGUCCUUGGCUGUGGAAAUCUAUCCAGAGGAGUAUGAGAGCAAAAAGACGCUGCGCCAGGAGAUUGAGGGCAAAUUGAACUAUUUAGUGUCCAGUCGACCGACGGCUGUGAAUAUGAAGGGCGCUGCCGAAGAGAUGAUCGCUCUGGCUAAUGAUUUGGCCAAGAAUGACUCAGUGUCUGUGUCAGACAUGAAACAGAGGUUUUUGGCGGCCACAGAAGCGAUGCUUCAGAAAGAUAUUUCAGAUAACAUGGCGAUUGGCACUCACGGUGCAGCUGCAAUUUUAUCUAAUGUCUCUGGCGAUGGACCAAUCCGUGUCUUAACGCACUGCAACACGGGGUCAUUAGCGACAGCCGGGUACGGAACGGCGCUGGGCGUUGUGAGAAAAUUGCACGAACUGAAGCGAUUAGAGCACGUUUACUGCACGGAAACGCGUCCGUACAACCAAGGCGCCCGACUCACGGCCUUCGAGUUGGUGCACGACAAGCUUCCGGCAACGCUUGUCCUGGACAGCAUGGUGGCCGCCCUGUUUCGCUGUCGCAACAUUGGGGCUGUUGUGGUGGGCGCCGACCGGGUGGCCGCGAACGGUGACACGGCCAACAAGAUUGGCACGUACCAGAUCGCCGUGGUGGCGAAGCAUCACGGCGUGCCUUUCUACAUCGCCGCUCCGCUCACGUCUAUCGACCUGAAGAUCUCGUGCGGCGACCACAUAAUCAUUGAGGAGCGGCCAGAUCGCGAGAUGACGCACGUCGGGGAGCACCGGAUCGCCGCGCCCGGCAUCACGUGCUGGAAUCCAGCCUUCGAUGUCACCCCGGCCGCUCUCAUCUCUGGCAUCAUCACAGAGAAGGGUGUUUUCUCACCGGGAGAGCUGCAGGAGCAAGUGCUGCUGCACUCACAGCCCACCAGUGAUUCCUAACUCGCCGCACAAUCCGAACCCCCGAUGAAAGUGCCCCCAAAAUCUCUGUCAGCCACAUAGAGAUCCGUGUCAUGUCACGUUAAUGGUCUUUUCUUCCAUAAUGUAUGAAAUAAUUCACUUUUUUGUAAAAACACGCGAAAUAUUAAAUAAUUGCUAUAUUUGUAACUUCCCACAUGAGACUUUUGCUGUCCUGUGUCGUAAAUCCUGAGUGAAAUUUGUCAGGAGAGUAUAUUUCUGGGUUGUGCACUUGAUUCAUUUCUGUAGAAUGGCCAUAAAUAAGGUGAGAUUGCACAUGCAUUAAUGUUAGAAUUCAAUAUGAAUUGGAUGAAGAAAUUUCACAAAAUUAUUAUGCAUCUGUUAUCGUUUUAUUAAAAUAAGUUCAAAAUUAGAUGUCUUUCAUCAAAUUUUCAAGGUGCUGAAAUAUACAUAUUAUAUGUACAGAUUGUUGACAAGUUUAUAAAUCUGUGUAGUUUCCGUUUAUUCUUAUUUUAAAUUAUUUGAGCUCAAAUUUACA
Phlebotomus argentipes is the source of this 2125-nucleotide messenger RNA. RefSeq names its product methylthioribose-1-phosphate isomerase-like. Gene Ontology annotation, molecular function: S-methyl-5-thioribose-1-phosphate isomerase activity. The transcript has 6 exons. Bases 529 to 1611 code for a protein of 360 amino acids. NCBI's taxonomy places the organism in Eukaryota, Metazoa, Arthropoda, Insecta, Diptera, Psychodidae. The record is from RefSeq and is a predicted model, not a curated record.